This is a messenger RNA of Melanaphis sacchari, 1691 nucleotides long. RefSeq names its product methanethiol oxidase. Bases 1 to 1434 code for a protein of 477 amino acids. NCBI's taxonomy places the organism in Eukaryota, Metazoa, Arthropoda, Insecta, Hemiptera, Aphididae. The transcript is spliced from 11 exons. The record is from RefSeq and is a predicted model, not a curated record. Gene Ontology annotation, molecular function: selenium binding.
AUGGCAAAUUGUAAAAAACAAUGUGGACCUGGAUACAAAAGUCCUUUAGAUGCAUUUAUUAAUGGAAAACGAGAAACUAUUUUGUACACUAUAUGUAUUCAACCAAAUACAUUAACAAAAAACAAAUCUGAUUAUAUGGCUACUAUUGAUGUAAACCCAAAUAGUCCUACAUAUUCUCAAGUGAUCUUUAGAACAAGUUUUGAAAAUGUUGGUGAUGAACUACAUCACUUUGGGUGGAACACUUGUAGUAGCUGUUAUGACGAUAGUACAAAAAGCAGAAAUAAAGUAAUUUUGCCUUCUUUAGGAUCUGAUCGAAUUUAUAUUUUGGAUGUAACAAACGAAAAAGCUCCUAAGUUACAUAAAACUAUUGAACCCAGUGAAGUCCAUGCUUUAAAUGUAUCAACUUUACAUACAACUCAUUGUUUACCUAAUGGUAAUGUUAUGAUUUCAACAAUGGGUGAUGCCGAAGAUAAUGGGAAAGGUGAUUUUUUAUUGAUAGAUGCUGAAGAAGGAAUAGUUAAAGAAACGUGGACAAAAGGCAACACGGCAAAAUUUGGAUAUGACUUUUGGUAUCAGCCAUACUGGAAUAUUUUAGUAUCAUCUGAAUGGGGGACACCUAAAGAUUUCAAAACCGGUUUUCAUCCUGAUCAUAUUAAUGAUAUUGAAAAAUAUGGACGGUCAAUCAAUUUUUAUUCUUGGUCUGAAAGAAAAUUAUUGCAAACUAUUGAUUUGGGUACAGAUGGCAUAGCUCCUUUAGAAAUACGAUUCUUACACAAUCCUAAAGCUUCAGAAGGAUUUGUUGGCUGUGCAGUAAAUAGCAAUGUUUUUAGAUUUUUCCGUACAGAUGAUGGUACUUGGGAUUCUGAAAAAGUGAUAUCCGUACCUAAGAAAACUGUAAAAGAUUCUAACGGAUUAAAAGAAAUUUCAGGAAUGAUCACAGAUAUUUUAAUAUCCAUGGAUGAUAAAUAUCUAUAUUUUUCAAAUUGGUUGCAUGGAGAUGUCAGGCAAUAUGAUAUAACAAACACAAGCAAACCAAAAUUAGUUGGUCAAAUAUUUUUAGGUGGACUAUUGUUGAAUGAUGAAUCAUUAACUGUUGUUAAAGACUCCGAGCUUAAAGAACAACCAGAACCUGUAUAUAUCAAAGAAAGACGUUUGUUUGGUUCACCUCAAAUGCUUCAGUUAAGCUUAGAUGGGAAAAGGCUAUAUGUAACUACUUCUUUAUUUACACCAUGGGAUAAACAGUUUUAUCCAGAAUCUGUAAAACAUGGAUCUACAUUAGUUAAGCUUGAUGUGGAUACUAUUAAUGGAGGUUUAACUUUGGACCACAACUUUUUGGUAGAUUUUGGAAAAGAACCAGAUGGUCCUAUCAUGGCACACGAAACAAGAUAUCCAGGAGGUGAUUGUACUUCAGACAUUUGGUUAGCUGAAGAUUAGAAAAUUAACAUAUUAUUAAGUAAAAUAGGUACUUAAUAUUUUAGAAUUUUUUUUAUUUAGAUAAAUCAUAAUAGGUUAUAUAUCUACUAUGGUUAGAAUAACACAAAAUAUAUAAUAUUGCAGUAAAUUAUUUAUGAAUUUUUAAAAAUAAACCCUAAACAGCUUUUUAAUAGUAAUUGUUAUAUAAUAAAAUCACAAGUUGCAAUAAGUAGCAAGUUAGAUAUAAUACAAAUUACUAUUAUUAUUUUUUAUACAUA